Molecule: messenger RNA, 1215 nt
Organism: Trichomycterus rosablanca
Lineage: Eukaryota; Metazoa; Chordata; Actinopteri; Siluriformes; Trichomycteridae
Product: 3'-5' exoribonuclease HELZ2-like
Exons: 2
Coding region: 1-1215 (404 amino acids)
Molecular function (GO): metal ion binding
Source: RefSeq, a predicted model, not a curated record
AUGUCUCGUGAUGAAGAUAUCAACAUGUUACACAUACUACAACAGACGCUUGACUUGUGUGUAUGUUGUAAUCAGUGCUGUAAAGGAAGGACCGAGAUUUCCUUUGAUCUUGUGACUCAUUCCCAUCAGUGCUCUAAAAACAUUCUAUUAGCCAGAGACAAAGGUGGUAAUAACCAAUGGAAGCAAGUGGUCUCACCACCAAAAUUCCCAAAACCUUCGACCUAUGCAGUUUGCUGGUUUUAUGCUGAGGGAAGGGGUUGCAAAAUGCAUGAAGAUAAAUGCACCUUUGCCAGAAGUAAUGAAGAAGCUGCAGUGUGGAAUUUCAUUAAGAAGGAAUGCAUUGAUCUUAGUCAGCUAAUCAGUUUAGUAAACAAUAAUGCCACAACUCCAGUUCAGCAGGAAACAUUAGGAUGUCAUUUAGUACUGAAAAGAUUUUUUUCUAGAUUCCAGGGAACAUUUGUUGAACUCUGUAAAGCCUGUUUUCAUGACAGUCCUCAAAAAAUUUCAAUGAAAGUGUCAGACACAUGUGCAUCUGGACAUAGCUGGCGUCCUGUUCUCAUAUUUUGCCAUAAAGACGAGCAGACAAAAGUCUAUAAUGAGAUCAGGCCCAUCCCAAAGCGCAAUGUCCGACAAUGGAAGCUCUGUAGAUAUGUAAACAAGGGAGAGCCAUGCUGGCAUGGUGCUCAUCGAUGCUGGUUUGCCCAUAGUGAAAUAGAGAUUGCUGUGUGGAUGUCAGAGAGUAGUGGAAGUGUGAAUCGCCCAGCUUUGCUUCGUGCUUCCCAGAUGCUGCAGACACAGGCAUCUGCGGCUAACUCAGGUGCGGCAUUGCAAGAGCAAAAACAGCAGCACUACUGUCAUGUUUGUAGAUGUCAGUUCUCAGGACAUGAAGACUUUAUGAAUCACUGCUUCAGUGCAAAACACAGGAAAGUGAUCUUUGAAGAUUCAACGUCCACGUGGAGAUUUCGUGACCCACCACCAACAAGCAAGUCUUUUAGGCUGUGUCGAAGAUUGACGACUUGUGAGUAUGGCGAUAGCUGUGUGAAGGCGCACAGUGUGGAAGAACUUCAGGAAUGGAUAGAUCGACACAGAGAUGCACGGAAGAAAGCACGAGCUGCAUCUAUGCAGGGUCUUCUGUCUUACCAGGACUCUCUACUAGAAGAAUACAGGCAAAGUGAAAAGAAAGAAACAAUAGUAUGCAAAGCCUUUUAUUGUUAA